Ilex paraguariensis (yerba mate) is the source of this 504-nucleotide messenger RNA. NCBI's taxonomy places the organism in Eukaryota, Viridiplantae, Streptophyta, Magnoliopsida, Aquifoliales, Aquifoliaceae. The record is from the annotation of a GenBank genome assembly.
AUGAACAACGCAAUUGAGACAACUGAUGCCAUACAUGAUGAAGGUGGGCGAAGUAUCGGUAGUUUCGGUUAUGGCAUCGGCAUCUCCGUAGGACUCCUCGCAAUAUUAGCAAUCAUCACUUAUGGUUCCUGCAUCUGCACUCCACGGCGCAGCGCAGUGAACCGCCACCCUUCCGCCCACGGAAGCUCCAUAGACACCACCACCAACGAUGGCUCGACCCAUAUUCAAGAAGGACUGGAUGAAGCCACCCUCCUCACCUACCCUAAACUCCUCUACUCCGAUGCCAAGCUCCAUAAAGGCGACCCCAUUGCUUCAGGCUGCUCAAUAUGCUUGGCUGAGUAUAAAGACACUGACAUGCUUCGUUUAUUGCCUGACUUCAGCCACCUCUUCCACCAGAAGUGCGUCGACCCCUGGUUCAAGCUUCAUAGAACGUGCCCAAUUUGUCGAACCUCACCAUUGCCAACCCCUCUCGCGGAGUUCCUCCCCUCAGCACCAGAUUCCUAG